Chlamydomonas reinhardtii is the source of this 286-nucleotide messenger RNA. RefSeq lists its product as uncharacterized. Lineage: Eukaryota; Viridiplantae; Chlorophyta; Chlorophyceae; Chlamydomonadales; Chlamydomonadaceae. The coding region runs from base 71 to 259 and encodes 62 amino acids. The record is from RefSeq and is a predicted model, not a curated record. The transcript has a single exon.
CUGCCCCUAGCGCCGGCGGCGACGGCCGUCAGCUGCGCCAGCUGGAACGGCGACCGGUAAUAGCCAAACCAUGCCUGACCAGCUGUACGCCCAGGGGGCCGUGGGCGCAUUGCGGACGGGGCCGGCUGGUUUCAGACCCGCACCCCCUUGUCCCAGCCCAGGCCGCUUUGCCGCUUCCCAAACCCGCGCCUCGCUCCACAAGCAGCCUUAUAGCUUGCUCAGGUUCCGAGCAUUCCAGCUCCACUGCUGCGCCUGGUAAGCUGUGCGCGUGCCCGCCGAUCAUGGC